CUAGGAAUGCAAGGAAACAGCCUACAUGGUAAAGUCCCAUCUUUGGCAAAUUUGCAUAAGCUCGAGAGAUUUUCUCUAACCUCUAACAAUCUAGGAAGUGGGGGACUUAAUGACUUGAGCUUUAUCUGUGAUUUGACUAGAGCCACCAAUUUAAAACACCUAGGCAUUAAUAUGAACAAUUUUGGGGGUGUCUUACCUGAAUGCACAGCAAACUUGUCUUCUUCUCUUGCACGGUUCUACGUAAGUGACAAUAAAUUAGUAGGAAGACUCCCAAAUGGGAUUGGAAAUUUAGUUAACUUGUUGAGCCUAUAUCUGUCUAUGAACCAAUUUUCUGGUGAAAUCCCUCCUGAUCUAGGCAAGCUUCAAAACUUAUAUCAAUUAGAUUUAGCUAUAAACUCUCUUUCUGGUGAAAUUCCUUCCUCUUUCGGAAACUUAAGUCAAUUAACUAAAUUAUUUUUGGAUGACAAUAACCUUCAAGGAAAUUUACCUUUAAGUUUAGGAGACUGUCCCAAUUUGGAAAUCUUGUCUGUUCCAAGAAACAAUCUCAGCGGUAUCAUUUCCCCAAAAAUCAUCGGUCUAUCAUCUUCAUAUAUUUUUUUGGAUUUAUCUCGAAAUCGUUUCACCGGUCCCUUUCCUCAGGAAGUAGGAAAACUUAUAAAUCUUGAGUAUUUAGAUAUUUCCGAAAAUAUGUUUUCUGGUAAAAUUCCAUCAGGUCUUGGUAGCUGCAUAAAAGUAGAAAAACUACACAUGCAAGGAAACUUCUUCCAAGAAACAAUUCCAUUGUCUUUGGCUUCUCUAAGAGGUAUUCAAGAAUUAAACCUUUCUCGCAACAACUUGUCUGGAAAGAUUCCAGAGUUCUUGGAGAGCUUUCAACUUCUCCAAUCUUUGAAUCUGUCGGAUAAUAAUUUUGAGGGCAUGGUGCCAACCAAAGGAGUUUUUACAAAUGCAACUGCCACAUCAGUUAGAGGAAACAGUAAUCUUUGCGGGGGCCCACUUGAGUUUCAUUUGCCAAAAUGCAAAUUCAAACAACAGAAAAAGGGAGGAUUAAGCCUAACCUUGAAAUUCAUAAUCUCUAUUGGUUGUGCUCUUCUUGGAGGAACUUUUGCAUUUACUUUUUUGUACCAUUGUUGUGUAAGGAGGGACAUAAAGGAUGAUAGCUCUAGUGGUUCAGAAAAAUUUCUACGGUUAUCUUACCAAAGUCUUCUAAAAGCUACCGACGGAUUCUCCUCUUCCAAUUUGAUUGGUGCGGGCA
Messenger RNA from Prunus avium (sweet cherry), 1252 nucleotides. NCBI's taxonomy places the organism in Eukaryota, Viridiplantae, Streptophyta, Magnoliopsida, Rosales, Rosaceae. The record is from RefSeq and is a predicted model, not a curated record.